AUGGCCAGGAUGCUUGGACGAUCACGGUCGUUGCGGAUACUGAGAGGUGGGCAGAAGGAAACCCACCAACAGGACCAGAGCCCUCCAGUGCCACUACCCUCGCAUCCUCAGGUAGACUCCGAUAGAUUAAAGGCAUUCACGCCUGAUACAAACGCAGACACUCGUGUCGAAACGGCCGAUAUGUUGCAACGACCCAAGACAUCAGGUGGACCAACGGACCGCGGAAGGCAAUUCCACAAGAAAACUACUCCCGUCGCCCUUGACUCUAGUCAAAACUUGAUUGCAUCUUUCCCUUCACCAACCAAGUCUUCUACCACUCUUCUCUACGCCGCUGAGAUCAAUGAGUCGAGGGAGGGUGUGAUUGGAAUUGCGCUUGGUAGUCCCACAAUGGCUUCGCAUUGGAAUUCUCCAUACUCGACCGAUUUUGUAACCAGCAACGCCGGAACUGUCACUCAAAUAACCUCCAAUUCACCUGUUGCUGGAUCAGUCGAGGUAAAACAAGACUAUCCAAAACCUAAACUCAGCCGCUGGAAAUCCAUAUUCAAGAAAGUUCAACCGCCACCUCAAGAACAAAAGCAAAACUUUUACCAACUCGCUCGUUCAGUCACUCCAGCUCGUGCAGACAGCCACCACGAUGAUGAAUCCACGCAUUCUAGCACAACGACACCUCCCGAGGAGUUUCGAGAUGAUGCUGGAUCCUCAUCGCCGCCUGCAUUCAAGCCGGAAAUCAGAGAAUCGCGAAAGGUUGCUAAAGGCCAAAUGCAACCCACCACCGAAACUCGACCACGCGCGCUUACCCACGGAAAUUUGGCAACAAACCAGACUCCCAAAACUAGGACUGCUCUAUCUCGCUCCAGUUCAAGCCCUCAACCCCCAAUGAGAGAUCCCCCACCAGUCCCACAGUUGGUCAUCUCUGGGGGCACUCAGAAUCCCCCGGGUCCUUUGUACGCCUCACCCACUUCGCUCACCGAUAAGCCACUUCUAGAUGUUGCAAUUCCCACUAUCAAGAUGGAACGCUACAGUGUCAUGUUCGGCAAUCUCCUCCAAUCGAGUCCGGAUGGAAGUACAGCUCAGUCUUCAUCGCUUCUCAUGCGACGACAGGGCAACGGUGAGAAACUGAAGCCUCUCAAUGAGCUGACUGUUAAGAACAAUCAUGCUUCCCACAGUUCGGAAUUAAAACCACAGCGACGGGCAACUUCUCCAUCACAGGCUCCGAAAUCACCAUCAGUCACUCUUUCAUUGUUCCCUCAACCUAGCGCCAGUAGCAGAGCACCAUCACCACACGCACUCUCAUCUAGUCGAACCGGCCGACUGCAAAGAUCUAAGACAGCACCCGCCGUUUCUCCAAAUCGUCGUAGCUUUUCCAUCUCAAACGCGCCUGAAGUCGAUGGAAAGGACGCUACCCAGGAUGCUUCCGUUUCAAGAAAGCCUCAGGCUUCUGAGAAAGCGGAAAAGUUUCAGGAGGUGAAAGCCCCAGGAAUAGAUCUCAAGGCGACCUCACAAUUCCUCUCGCCAAUGUCAAUGUUGAGCCCCAGUAAUAGCGAUGGUAGUUCACAGCCUCCGAUCAGUCCGAAUGAGCCGGUAUGGGAAAUCGUCUCGAAGCCACUGGCCAGGAGGCCCUCUCGCAAGGAAAUGCGUGAAGCGCUGUCAUCUCAUCCGGCCAACGCAAGCAUGGAGCAGAGCAGUCAACCCUCGUCUGCACCCCUGGUCUCUUCACCUAUGUCGUUAGGCCUGAAACCCCAGACUCCACUCACUGCCGACGGCAGGACGAACAUGCCGCGAUCUGCAGACCGCCUACACACUAUCUUGAGUCCAGCCAAACUUCAAGGUUCCCCCAGAGAGAAAAAGGAACACAUUGCGACCACAACCGUUGGGGUUGCAAGGUCUGUCUCGGUGUCUCGUGCAAGCCCCAGGAAAGCGGACCUGCUAAAACCUGUGUUGAUUACAAAAGGGGCAGAGGGCUCAGAGCGUUUGGUGGAGAGAAACGCGCUUACACCGACAUUGGUGGAACUCACAAAUCGAAAAAGCCAGAGGGUGCAAUUGGUGGAUGUCGAGGAUAUAACACCCCAGACCACACCUCAAUCUGGAAAGUUCAAUCAUCAAGAUCAUGCAUCUUGA
This is a messenger RNA of Aaosphaeria arxii CBS 175.79, 2118 nucleotides long. RefSeq lists its product as uncharacterized. The transcript has 2 exons. The coding region runs from base 1 to 2118 and encodes 705 amino acids. NCBI's taxonomy places the organism in Eukaryota, Fungi, Ascomycota, Dothideomycetes, Pleosporales. The record is from RefSeq and is a predicted model, not a curated record.